AUGCAUUUUUUAUUUCUUUUAGUUUGUCCUUUUGCAGUCGAUUUGGCUUUCUUGUUGGAUGCUUCUGGUAGUAUCGGACCCGAUAAUUACAAGCAAGUGAAAGCGUUUAUUAUCAAGCUCAUUGAAUAUUUCCCAGUCUCCAGCGCGGGUAAGAAAGUAGUGCUUGAGAAGUCUUUGCGAUCAUCAGUUUUUUCUCUAUUCUUAAGUCUCUCCUUAAUACGGCAUUUUUAUAGAGAAUAUUUUAAAAGGGGUUACAGACAAGAAAACUCAGUUUCUACCUGUUCCUUGAUUAUAUUUACAGGUACUCACGUGGGUGUGGUCAGUUUUAGUUCGAGCGCAAAAACAGAAAUUAUGUUUUCAGCCAAACAAAACGUGAAAGCAAUAAAGGCAUCGAUUCUGAACAUUACAUAUUACGCUGGCAGCACUCAGAUUGAUCUGGGACUCGAGGAGUGCCGUACGAAGUUGUUUGCUGCUGGCGGUGGAAUGAGAUCAAAUGUACCUCAAGUCCUGUUAGUAAUUACUGAUGGAAGAAGUACUGGUCAGUCCAUGCACGAAUUUCUUUAUUCUUAAAUUUUUUCGUAAUUUAACAUUCCUUUAUGGUUUUAACAGAAUCAUAGUAAAAUUUAUGCCGGCACUUUAUCGACAUUCAAACACGAUGCGAUAACUUACCAGCCUGUGAAUACGAAACUGUAGGGGUUUUUCCCGGCCUCCAAGUGUCUCUUGUAGAUCAUCGUAUCCAACACUCCGUUAAUUUUCCUUGAUGUAUUCUGUGAUGUAUUGUUCUUUAGGCUCAGUUGGUCUUCAGUAAAACGUAGCGGCCUACUACGGCACAAUAAAGCAGAGAUGUUGUCAGUUGUUAUUUGUGUGUUGUUUGGAAGCCUGUUGUUAAGAACAGAAUCGAAUUUUAGCCCUUAUCUGCAUUUCCUUAGAGCACAGAUUUAUCCAAAUCUUUGACAUCCUUGCAAUAUUCAAUCAAUUUUUCGUAUACGUUAGACAACUUUAAAAGCUUUCAUGCAAUGGACGCGAAAUAAAGAAAUAAUAUAAAGCAAUCAUUUUCACAUCAAUAGCUUCUCACUUAGCUUCGCUUUAAAUCAGAGGCUUGAGGCAGUUUGGAAUGGCCUUUAAAACAGAGGCUUAAGGGAAUGGUCUGCGGAGGUAACAGUCCGUACCAAAAUCCUUAUUGUCAAACAUUCAAUCAACAGGGUGCCCCAUUUAGUCUUGAGUAGUUCUUACCAUAUGAUUUUUUUAUCACACACAGGUGGACAUGCGGCGUCAAAGCGAGAAUCUCAGCUGCUAAACAAUAAAGGCAUUGUCGUAUUUGCAUUGGGAUUAGGUUCCCUCGUGAACUCAGCUGAAAUAAACGCCUUGGCGUCUGAGCCCAAUCACGUGUUUCAUUAUUUGUCUUUCAGACAAAUGUUGCCAACAGAUAACGGAUUAAGGAUUGCACUAGCUCUGUGCUCAGGUAAACAACAGCCUAUGUACGCAGGAGGGAGUGUUCCUCUUGAUUGGCUUCCCUUCUGCACGACGCUGCGAGAGCGAUGUUUUUGGAUCGCCAUAAUGUGACGUCAUACUGUCGAGCAGUAUGACGUACACUGUGUACUGUACACAGUAUCCUGUGUUUUCGCUUCAUAAAUGAGAAUAAUAAGAUGAUCGAAUCUUUGGGUGGAUUCAUUUGCCGCAGCAUACGCUUAUAGCGGUCCAUUUAAUUGCCCGUUGAAGUUCUUCAGAGGAAAAAGUGACAAUUAACUACAUAUAACUGGCAGAUCUGACAGCAAUACUGGUAUCAGGGGCGAAUACACAGAAUACAGGUAUUUGUAAGAGGGUUUGGCUGAUACCAAUCGGCCAAGAAGAAAAAAGUUAAGCUUGAUUUGACUUAUGCUGUCCCCAAAACGUAGCAAAUGAGGUAGGAUGAAUAGGAACCUCUAACGCCGCAAAUUCUUACAACGCCACAAAAAAGAAUGAUUACGUUACUUCCCUAAAAUCAUGUGCUCUCAUUGCCAUGCAGUGCUGUUACUUAUAACUCAAAAAUAAUGUGCAAAUUACAUGACUAUUCUAACAAACAUCUUAGUUCGGCCGAAAAGCGGGGGAUGGUGGGGGGGGGGGUCGGGUACUCGCUACCUAAUCCUGGCCACCCUAAGUAUGCUGCAAACGAUUCCACCCUUCUCAUUUUUAGUUGGUUUCUUUGUUUUCGGGUGGGGGAGGGGGUCAAUAUUAAGUAUAAGUCAUAUUAGUUGAAACACUUUUGACACGAGUGUGAUUCAAUCUUGUUUGUAUUUAGUUAUUUAAUUAUGUAAUACUCAUUUAGUUUUUCAUUUUCAUUCUGUUUAUUUUCUUCAUUUUUUUAGUUGGCAGGACUUCCAAUGCGUUUGUCCACCCAGUGGUUACUCAUCGCUCACUCAAGAGUCACACUCUGGCGUCACGAAGUGCUCACGACGACUUCGAGUGCGCCCUCUUCUGCAUAUCACACAGUUCGUGCUACUCGUUCAAUUUUCACUCGCCGUCACGCUACUGUGAGCUCAGCUAUGCCAGGAGAAAUCUUGCUGCUGGAGAUUUCGUCGUUGAUAGAGACUUUGUCUACAGCGAAUUACAGUUUGAAUGA
Molecule: messenger RNA, 2599 nt
Organism: Porites lobata
Lineage: Eukaryota; Metazoa; Cnidaria; Anthozoa; Scleractinia; Poritidae
Source: the annotation of a GenBank genome assembly